CCGCUGUGUCUAAGCAACAGGACGCUUGACCAGCUGCAGUGCGACACCGGGGACUAGUCAGCGUUGCCGAUACUGACUGAACCAGACAAAAACAAAUCAGUAUUGGUGUAAAUUAUUUCGGGCCUUAUCAACCAAGUCUGUACAGUGACGGUGCAGUGCGUCGAUAAUACUCCCGUGCUGCUGGGCUUUAACAUAUAUCUAUGCCACGGAGCCUGUUACUUUGUGAUCUGAUAUGCUAGCUGACUGUAGCUAAUGCUGCUUUAAACGGCUAUCGGAAAUAGUGGGGUUGUGGAUGCAAUUCAGUUUGAAGGUUCAUUCUUGACGUUUGGAAUAUUUCGUGAUCGUGUUUUUUUUUUAAUAUCUUACAGAAUUUAGUCCGUAUAGCCACUUCGCACAAAAGUCUUGUCAAGACUUGUUAAAAGCUUCGUUAAACGUGAGUAAAAUUGUUUACGGGGUUUUAGAACAUCUGGUCUAACCCAACACUUCAACAUGAAUAAACUCGCCUAAUUCGAAGCAAAAUAUUAGCACCCAUCCGUGAUUGAGUAAAACCACACGACUGUCCAUAUCGCCGGUGUUCGUUGUGUGGCGCUCUUGUUUAGGAGUUUACGAGGAGUGCGUGAAGGCGGCAAGUCCUGUCCCGCAAAGUUAGCUAGCAUUAGCAAUGGUUGCAGUUAGCCGGUAGGAGAAGACCGCAGCAUCAGCAUCAUCCGCUCACAAUGACAUAAGCAGGCACCAGCAUACUUUACUGCACAAGACGACGCUGAAGAAUUUUUCUGACACCAGAUAAAGAUGAGCCGCUUCUGCUCAGACAACAACAACUUUCCCUAUGACAACAAUGUUCUGGUUUUGGACAUGGUGCUAGGCUCUCUAUGGGGUGUCCCCCAGCCCAUAAACUGGGACAAUGUAGCCAAGCUAGUUCCAGGAUUCACUCCUAAGGAGUGUGCCCGUCGAUUUGAGGAGCUGAAGCUCACGGGGGGAUUCCCACAUGUGGACAACCAAUGUAAUGCUCUGACUGAAGGAGAAACGACCCCUUCUGAUGGCCUGUCCACACUGCUGGACACUGGGGAAGUGGUGGAGACGGGAAGCAGCCAGAGCACCAACAAAGUGACAGCAGGCUCUAAAUCGACGCCCUCAGGAAGAGCUGGUGCUGCGGAGAAGAAAGAGAAAGGAGUGUCAGCAGACGACAAUGACAAACCUCAGAAGCCACGAGACCCCAACAUGGUCAUCCAUGUCUGUGACGAGACCAAGAACCUGAAGCAGGACUUCACAUGUCCCAGAGAUCUUCUAGUUAAAGAGAUGCGUUACUUUGCUGAGUACUUGUCUGUGGACCCCCAGAGAUGGGAGGAGGUGGACAUUUCUGUUCACUGUGACGUGCUGAUCUUCGACUGGCUCAUGAACUAUGUCAGGAGGAACUCUGCAGCAGAGGGAAACAGGGACAAACCGCGGCUUGAGCCCAGCAAUGUGAUCUCAAUCCUGAUCUCCUCCGAGUUCUUGAAGAUGGAUACGUUAGUGGAGGAGUGCAUCCAGUACUGCCACAAACACAUGAGCGCCAUCGUGGCUACGCCCUGCAACAUGAACUGCAUCAACAGCAACCUGGCAACACGCAUCGCCGAACUCUUCAACCAUAACGAGGCCGACGACAUCAGGGACAAAAAAGACAAGUUCAAAAGCAAACUGUUUCAGAAGAAAAUUGAGCGUCUCUUCGAUCCCAGCUACCAGAACAGAGAUUCACCAGGAAACGCCUCCACUCUCUACCGGUGUGGUCUGUGCCUUAAGCUCCUGACCAAAGACACAGAGAGGAAGAUUUCUUGUGUGCCAGGGAAAAUCAAUGUUGAUGCUCGCGGAGAAAUCAUCUACACACACAUGAGACAGAAGAGCUGGGAUGUACAUGAAUACAUCACAGGUCUGUAUGAGGAGCUCAAGUCCUGGGUCCUGGUCUACUGGAGAAUCUGGGGUACCAUCAAUUACCUCACCUGUUCCCGAUGCCAACAGGUGUUUACAUGUGCAGAGCUGACCCAUUGCAAGUACCACCCAGACAGUGUGCUGUACCCUGGCAUGGGUACAGAGAAAGGCUGGCAUGGUGCAGGGAUCUACCCCUGCUGCAACCAGAGGGUUCUCCGCUUUGAUCCCACUGGUAUGCCCAAGGGCUGUAGGAUGCGAGACCACAUAGUGAACGUGCCUGACGAAGAGAACUGCGACGAGGUGACCUUAGCCGAGACCAGAGUCCUUAAUGACCUGCUGCUGCACAGAGACGCAGUGUGUGUGGCAAACACACCGCCCGCAGAGAGCACUGAGGAGAGUCCAUCCAGCGCAGAAAAGGUUCAGGACUGUGAUGUUCUGCUGGAGCCCACGCUGCUCAGACCUCUGAGAGGAGACGGCGGCACUUUUUCCCUCUUGAAAAACUGGAGUCUGCAGCUGAGGCAGCAGUCUCUCCUGUCAGAGGAUGAGGAGUACACCACGGGGUCAGAGGUCACUGAAGAUGAGGUGGGGGAUGAAGAGGAGCUGUCCAAGAAACAAGCUGCUAAAAAGGCCAAGAAGGCCCACAGACCUCUGAAAAAACAAAUGUCCUCUCCAAACUUCCAACGCAAAGACAAAGCAGAGAAAUCCCAGUCCAGGGACAACACACCUUUCAUAGUGAGUGUCCAGAAAAGUAAGUGGGACAGUUCUCGCUCCAUGCGGUACAACCAGGACGCUCAGAGGGAAGAAGACCAGCGUCGCAUGGUGGAGAUCAUCGGCCACCUGACUAAGAUGAGGUUUGGAGACCAGGAGCAGAGCCGAUCCAAGGAUACUAAAGAACCUACAGGAGGAAUCUACUCCAGACUGGAAGCGCAAUUCAAGAGUACCUCUCAAGCUAGACAGAGUUCAGAAAAAACACCCAGAUCUAAAAUGCGCUACGCUCAGAUCCGGACGACAUAAACGACUUGAUGGGGAGAAGGCCUCUGAGCUGUUGGAGAGACGAGCGCGUGAAAACCGACGAAGAGGAAGACACGAGAUCCUCCUGUGAGGGCUCAGGACAACAAAAUGACUUCCUACUGGCAGCCCCACUUCUGAGCCAGCUGUGGACUCUCUCCUCACCCUCACCCCUUGUCAGGUUUCCUCCCCCUUUGCUUAACUCAGGUGACUAUGUACGGAUCACCAUCAACAGCAUCCUAGCUAUUUAUUUGUGCAGCUGCGGUCAGUCCUUGAAAAACAAGAAGUCUGAAUCCAGCUCCGCUUUUGGGAAAUGCACUUCAGCCCAUCGGUGCGCGUGUAAGAUUUAUUUUUGGAGCUUGACUAGUCUUCAUGUUAGUUUAUUCUUUUUUUUGACUGUCCUUUUACCAAAAGAUCUGACUUGUAUGUUUGAGCUAAACUGCUGGUCACAAUUUAAAUGAACAUUUAUUGUCUUCUGUGAUGAAACCCAGCCAUCUGGGUGAGACAGAUGCUGCAGUUAUUUAUAACCCCCCCCAGUACUUGUCAGUUAUAGUUCUAGUCAUUCCUCUCUGUAUUGGAAUGUAACUGUACUGUACAACACUGGGACCAAUAAAACAUGAAUGACACCAAA
Messenger RNA from Scatophagus argus, 3541 nucleotides. It is a transcript of the gene sanbr, whose product is annotated as SANT and BTB domain regulator of CSR. Bases 790 to 2916 code for a protein of 708 amino acids. The transcript has 21 exons. Lineage: Eukaryota; Metazoa; Chordata; Actinopteri; Scatophagidae. The record is from RefSeq and is a predicted model, not a curated record.